CCUGAGCAGCUGUUGUAGUGGUCGUGACUUAUGUGAAAGUGCAGCUCCUGGGUCACCAUUUGGACUCCAUACUCCUGUGAGCUGAGUGUGGGCGCCUCCAUGGGUUGUGUCACAUAAUACUGGGUAUUAUAUAGGCACAUCUGGGAGGCCUAGACUCCCAUAAUCAGGCCUACUCAGAAUUUUUUUUUUUCCCGUGGAAAUUUUUGAUUUGGGGGGGGUGAAGAUUUUCGUUUUUUUUGGUGAUAAUGGCGGAUAAACUAGGCCUAGAUGGUGAAGUGAAGGACCUGAAGCUGGGAGAAACAUUUAAUAAGAACUACAAGGAAGGAGCCUAUCACACCAUAAGAUAUGACUUCAAGCCAGCCAGUGUUGACAAACAGAAAAUGGGCACGGUGGAAGUGGAAGGAAAUCACCAGGUGUCUGUGACUGUGCCGCACGUUGAGGGUUCUGGCACAUCCCAGACCGUCUUCAAGGGAAACCAUAAGCCCGUUGCCAAAGAAUGCAUCCUCAUCAUUGACCACGUCACCGGGGAGAUUGUGCUGGAACGCAUAUCACAAACCAUCAGUGUUAAAACCACUAGACCUGAAGGAAGCAGCAGACUUCCAACACAGCGACCGACAACGCCUCUAGAUCCAUCGUCACGGAGGAAUUCCCCUCCACAGAAAUGCUCACCUUCCCACUCCAUUUCCCGUGGUUCUUCUAAUGCACUUUCAAAACCUUCUCCGUCACAUCUAGCAUCUCCACAUGCCAGAUCUCCUCUUCCUAACAAGAGUCCCAACAAUAAUCACUGCACAGCUCCUGGAUCAAUGCCAAUGUUGGGUCUUGAAGAAUCUGAUACUGUCACUAAGGAGAUGAGUGAUUCUUCGAGCGAUUCCGACAGCAACAGCAGUUCCUCCUCCUGUAGCGAGUCCGACUCAGAGUCCGAACCUGAGCAAGAUGCGACAGCAAAAAAGACCAAUGGGCACGGUGCCACAGCAAAUGGAACCAACGACUUAAUCAAUGACCUCGCAUUGUCUUCUGUUUCGGAAGACAGCGAUUAAUUUCCUAGCUAGAUUUUCAGUCUACCUAUAAUUAAAGAAGGUAGUAAAAAAAUUUCUGUGUAUAGAUAAAACAUAUGCCUUUAUAUUUUUUAGUGACUGAAAGGCAAGCCAUAAUUUUACUAUACUUUUCUAAAUGUAUAAGUUAAUGUUGAUAAUUGUUGUGGUGGGUGUGGAUGGUGUUCUCUUAGCCUUAGUGAUCUUGUGCUUCAGACAUCCUUAAGGAAACUGUCUGAGGUUUGUGAAAGCUUAUUGUGAAUUUCAAAUUUUGUUGGUGUCGUCGGUAACUUUCAGUGCCUUUUUUUUUUUUUUUUUUUUUUUUUUUGUAAUGAAGUUUGCGUUGGUAAGCAAUGUUAAUUUUUCUGGAUAUUGUGAUUUUGAAGGGAUAAAAACUGUUUAUUUCAAAUCAGUUUUCACACUGUAAAUAGAGGUGGUCCUUAAUUUACAAACACCCAUACUUAACAUCCGUACUUAACGACUGUACUUGACAUUCACACUUGACAUUCACACUUGACAUUCACACUUGACAUCCGCGCUUGACAUCCACAUUUACAAAUAUACACACAUAGGAAGCAAAUUAAGUUUUACAAUUCUUGAACUGCAGAAACAAAUAAGUCAAGCCUAACUAUCCUUUGUGUUAUUGUUUUCCACACCAGGAACACAGUUGUGGGUUGAAACACAGCAAAAGUAACACAAAUGUAGGUUGAAACACAAGAAGUGACAUUUUUGUAAGUUGAAACACCUGUUUAGUAGCACAUAAGUUGACACACAAGGAAAGUUAGAGACCUGCAGUACAGUGGACCCCCGGUUAACGAUAUUUUUUCACUCCAGAAGUAUGUUCAGGUGCCAGUACUGACCGAAUUUGUUCCCAUAAGAAAUAUUGUGAAGUAGAUUAGUCCAUUUCAGACCCCCAAACAUACACGUACAAACGCACUUACUUAAAUACACUUACAUAAUUGGUCGCAUUUGGAGGUAAUCGUUAUGCGGGGGUCCACUGUAGUUCUUUUACAGAAAAUUUGUUGACAUGCCAAGUGACAUUUGGUUGUCUUGCUCUUUUCUCUCUCUCUCUCUACCAGUUCUCACUUUUCUCUAAUUCUUAGUCUUUCCUCUUUCUUUUUUCUCUCUCUCCUCUAUUUCUUGCUUCUAAUUUUUACUCUCCUUCAUUUCUUGUACUCUUCCUUUUCCUGCUCUUUCCCCUCAGUUCCCUUGAUGCUGGUGAGGGGACACGAGCAGAGGAGCUGGACUUGUUUGCCCCCUCUUUGGAUCAAACCUGAAUGCCUUCCAUUCCUCCAUAUUUUCAUUGUCACUUUAUCGCUGACAUUGGGAAUUUUUUGAGGAAGAUGGAAGAGUAUUGUGUUUGUAAUACAUGGAUGCUAAAUUACCAAUUAUCUUGAUGGGUUAAUUCCUCAGGGAUUGAAGGGUUGGCAAAAAUUAGAAUAUUGCAGUGUUUCAGAUUAGCCAUGUUGUUUUGGGUUUGUAUGCCUGCAGGCUUCUGGCAGCAACAGUCUGGUUAACCAGCACCCAGUAAUGAUGUCGGGCAUCAGAACAGGUUUUGAGAGCAGAAUUCUUGGCGAAACUAGCCACAGGUACGUUGGAUCGUUGUCUUUUCACUACCAUCGUACAUUUUAGUGCAGUAGAGAAGAAAAAGGCACAGUACCGUGACUGGAACAAUACACAAAUAACCCACACAUUAGAGAGAAACUUAAGAAGACAUUUUGGUCCAACUUGCCCUAUUUAAGUCAUAAGCUUCUCUCUCCUAUGUGCGUGUUAUUUAUGUGGUGUUUAGUGCUCUAAGAUGUGAAGGAACAUUUUGAACACUAGUCGCAAAAUCUAUCGUGCACUUUGCAAUUCACAUUGCCGCUACUUGAUACUGUCAACUGUUACCCCAAACACCUUCAUGCAGGGCACAUGUAAAUUUUAUGAACUUAAUUGUGCUGUACACACAUUCUAUUGACCUGUGUGCUUCUUAUUAGUUCCUAGUCUUGUUGUAACACUCACUAUACUUUACUGUAUUGUGUGCUUCUUAAUCACAUUCUUAAUAACACAUUCUUAAUAACAUUCACUAUACUUUACUGUCCUAUGUGCUUCUUAAUAGUUCCUAAUCUUAAUAACAUUACUGUUCUGUCCUAUGUGCUUCUUAAUAGUUCCUAAUCUUAAUAACAUUACUGUUCUGUCCUAUGUGCUUCUUAAUAGUUCCUAAUCUUAAUAACAUUACUGUACUGUCCUAUGUGCUUCUUAAUAGUUCCUAAUCUUAACAUUCACUAUACUUUACUGUCCUAUGUGCUUCUUAAUAGUUUCUGAUCUUAACAUUAUACUGUCUGGUCUGAGGCACUGUGGAAGAGGUGAUCGCGAUCAUCCUUAUCAGAGAACACUAAGAGAUAUGAUUGAAGUGUAAUUAACACUUGUCAGUGCUCAGUAAUAAUCCACAUUUAGACAAACUCAGGAGAUUAAUUGAUCUGUAUAUAUCGACCCCUUUCUGCUGAAGAGGAUCCCAGGAGAGGGUUGAAAUAUACAGAUCAAUUAUAUCCUGAGUUUGUCUCCAUGGGGGUUAUUAAUCACUAAGAUGUGUGAUUAUUCAUGUACAUGAGGUCUUCAAACUUUAAAAAUACCACAAACUCGACACAACUACAAAGCUUUUGUAUCAGCAUAGUUGAAAGUACUAUUCUUUGUAAUAUUGUUUUUAAGUUGAUUCACCAGGCAUGCAGCUUUUUCAAGUUUAAAGUUCAGGAACUUUUUUGUUAGUCGAAACACUAGGCACAACUUGUUUGCAAGUUUAAACACCAGAUAUCCAAUGUGUUUGUAAAUUAAAACACCAGAAACACAACAUAUUUGUAAGUUUAAACUCUUGGAACACAACUUGUUUGCAACUAAAAUGAUAGGAACACAACUUGUUUGCAACUUAAAAUGUUAGGAACACAACUUGUUUGCAACUAAAAUGUUAGGAACACAAUGUGUUUGCAACUUAAAAUGUUAGGAACACAACUUGUUUGCAACUUAAAAUGUUAGGAAUGCAACUUGUUUGUAAGUUUUGGACCUCUUGUCUGUCUGUGUGUAAAAAUUUCCAUUUAGUAACUGAAGUUACUAAAGUUUUAUCCCCAAAGACCUAAAAAUAGGUUAUCCACAUUCAGUACUUUAGUCAGGCUUAUGGGUAAAUAUUGCUUACUAAACCACCUGGUAUUUAUUUUUUACACGACUUCAUUGCUUAUAGAGAAUGCUGAACUAUUACUGAAUUUUCUCAUAUUUAAUAGUCAUUUUUUAGUCUCUUGUAUGUAAAUCAGACGAAACUAAAAUCUGUUAAUGGAUUAUGUUAUGAAAAUAGUUUGAGAUGGUAUGAUUGUUUUUUUAAGUGACAGUGUGUCCAUCUUCCUCAUGAGGCAAAGGAAAUUUAAUGUGUAUCCUUUCUCAGAUUUGCCAAAUGCACCAGUAGUAGUUAUAUUGUAAGCUUUUCAAAUUUAUUUCAAUGUUUUUUAAUGAAUUAUGAAUUGUCUCUUGACAGAAUUAAGUCGCUCAAUGUACAGUGGUGUGCAAUAUAAAAAAGGAGUAUGUAGAUAAAAGGUGCAAGGAACAAAAAGGCACAAUACCAUGACUGGAAUAAUACACAAAUAACCCAUACAUAGGAGAGAGAGGCUUAUGACGUUUCGAUCUGACUUGAGCCAUUUACAAGUCCAGGUCGGACUGAAUCAUCUGCCACAGGCUUCUCUACUAUGUGUGUGUUAUUUGUGCAAGAUAAAGGUGUGUUUAGUAACUUUAUAAUAAUUAUAAUGAUGCAAUGGAACAGAAAUUUGAGUAUGUUAAAUCCUUACACUGUAGGGAAUUCCUCAAAAUAUAUUUGCUGUUUAUAGUUUUUUUGAUCAGUCACUACAUGGAAAAUUACAUUUAUGUAAGUAGGUCUAUACACUUCUGUAUAUAAUUAAUUGUAAUGACAGUAUUGUUAUUUUAGUGAAAAUAAUUAUAGUUAACAUUUCACAACAUUAAAAUAAAGUCCUGUAAUUUUGAA
Cherax quadricarinatus is the source of this 5031-nucleotide messenger RNA. It is a transcript of the gene Eaf, whose product is annotated as ELL-associated factor. Gene Ontology annotation, biological process: regulation of DNA-templated transcription; transcription elongation by RNA polymerase II. Gene Ontology annotation, molecular function: transcription elongation factor activity. Lineage: Eukaryota; Metazoa; Arthropoda; Malacostraca; Decapoda; Parastacidae. The record is from RefSeq and is a predicted model, not a curated record. Gene Ontology annotation, cellular component: super elongation complex.